GUGUCGGACAAAAUGGCGCCGCUCAGGCGGACGGUCAUGGCAGAAAUCCUGGGAUUUGACACGUAGCUCACCAGCCUGCUGGCGAAUUUUACUCAAUGUUUUACGCGAUUAACUGUCAUGUGAGGACGAGAAAGAUGUUGCCUCGGUGCGCGAGAAACGCUCUUUGAGGUAACGGUGGAAAAGGUGGGCUUCCCGCAGUCCUCCCGCUGUGGCCUGGCGCUCGAAGCCCGGCUCCAGGAUGACUCAAGGACAAAAGGCGAGCGGCGGCACGGAGACCUACGUCGUGAACGGAUCUAAUGGACACGGGGGGCUGCAGGACGAGGUCGGCGCGAGCAGGCCCGAGCGGGAGCCCGCCGAGGCCGCCUCGGGCAUCGCCCGGAUGGCCACGGGCGUCAAGUCCAAGUGCGCCGCCUACGUCCUCGCCCUGCGGCCCUGGAGCUUCAGCGCCUCCCUUACCCCGGUGGCUCUGGGCAGCGCGCUGGCCUACAAGACGGAGGGCGGCGUGGACCUCGUGGUGCUGCUGGUGUGCGCCGUGGCCGUGCUGGUGGUGCACGGCGCCGGUAACCUGGUGAACACCUACUACGACUUCUCCAAAGGCAUCGACCACAAGAAGAGCGACGACAGGACGCUGGUGGACCAGAUCCUGGAGCCUCAGGACGUGGUGAUGUUUGGGGCCGUGCUCUACUCUCUGGGCUGUCUCUGCGCCACGCUGCUCUACUUCCUGUCGCCUCUGAAGCUGGAGCACCUGGCGCUCAUCUACUUCGGGGGACUCUCCAGUUCUUUCCUCUAUACAGGAGGCAUUGGACUGAAAUACGUCGCCUUGGGAGACGUCGUGAUCUUGAUCACCUUCGGCCCACUGGCGGUCAUGUUCGCGCACGCCGUGCAGGUGGGUUACCUGUCCGCGUUGCCCCUGGUCUACGCCGUGCCGCUGGCGCUCAACACGGAGGCGAUCCUGCACAGCAACAACACGCGGGACAUGGACUCGGACCGGCAGGCCGGCAUCGUCACCUUGGCCAUCUUGAUAGGGCCCACGCUCUCCUACGUUCUCUUCAAUGUGCUCCUCUUCGUGCCCUACAUGCUCUUCUGCCUGCUGGCCACGCGGUACACCAUCAGCAUGGCGCUGCCCCUGCUCACGCUCCCCAUGGCCUUCCCGCUGGAGAAGCAGUUCCGCAGCCAGUGCUACUCCAAGAUCCCACAGAAAACGGCAAAACUGAACCUCCUUGUCGGCCUCUUUUAUGUUUUUGGAAUCAUACUGGCACCUCGGGGCAGUUUGCCAGAACUAUGAUUAACCUUGAUUCAGUUUUUCUUUUGGUACAGCGCAGCUUUUUUCCUGCCAGUUUAUUUAUCGUUGCCCUUUUCUGUCGCGCUUUGAGGGCUAUAAUUUAUUAAUGGAGUUAUAUUUCAGGGCAGACGUGGCGUAUAAUAUAGGGAGGAACGCUGCCAGGCUACUGUUGCUUCCCCCACAUCCAUCUGUGUUACCAUCCACCUGUGAUGUAUAAUGUGAUUGCGGAGAGGCGUUUCUGUGCAGAGAUAUGAGAAGGGAAGGCUCUGUCGUGUUCGUUUUCCAGCGACGGAAACAAGCCCGAGAUGGUAAAACUUCUCAAAAUCAUUGGAAAUUGAAACAAGUUUCAACAGUUCAGAGUUGCGGAACUUCACUAAAAAUGUUACUUGAAUUCACUGAGUAACUUAUUAAAAUAUUUUAAAAAUAUGAUGGCAUUUAUAUAGUGUUCUGCUUUCAAAGUAUACAAGAAUUCAUCUUUUUCUCCCAAAAGAUCUUUUUUGUACUAUGUAUUUGAGUUGUAAGACGUAGAAAGUUGGCUACAAAGGGUAGCUUUCGCUUGUGAAGUUCCUCUUUCUGCCAUCAGUUUUAUAUGUAAUCGUUAGAGAAGAAAACAAGAUCUGUGACUAGUAGCUAUUUUCUAGCUAUUGGGCUUCACAAGAACGUACAGAACACACAGUGUAGUGUUUUGAACAGUUAAUGGCUCUCUAAAAUUUCCAUCUGAUAUUAAGUUGGGGCAGAAAUUAGUGAACUGAUGUUUACUGUACCACAGUCGGAUGCAGUUUCGCUGAGAAGCUGAAAGUCACUCAAUUUGUGUACUCAAACUGUGAGGAAAACAUUAUAUACAGUGUAAUCACUGCAGUUACACCAUAGUCCCUGGCCCUUGUUCAGUGUUUUAUGCACCUUAAGGAUUGCAAUUUGUGUAAUUUCAGUCUCAGCUAAUGGUCCCCCCGAUUGUUUGUCAUAUGUAUUUUUUCAUUUUUUUUAAAACAAGGAGAAUUACGAGUAGACUGGGGGGGGAAAUCAGUGUGGCUCAUUUUUCUUUUUAUUUCUACAACACAACGUUGCAGCAUUUCGUUGACUUGAUAAAAAUGGAACCAAGGGCAGUGUUCUGUAGUACUUUCCACUGGAGUUAUGGAGAGACCCAGACACUGUGUGAUGUCAAAAGUCAGAUGUGUGUGUUGGAUUUUUACAGAACAUCCACAGUUUGAAGUGUUGGGAAGGUGGCACUGGCCUGACUGCUUUUUCUAUCUCUUGACUUCAGGUACCGUAUCGUGCCUCUCCCUGCACAGCUUUGUAAGUGCUGGGGCUUUUCCAUCACUUAUCAUCAUCAUCAUCCAUGAAAAGCCUCAAGUUUACAAUAAACUCAGUGUUUU
Scleropages formosus (Asian bonytongue) is the source of this 2655-nucleotide messenger RNA. It is a transcript of the gene ubiad1, whose product is annotated as UbiA prenyltransferase domain containing 1. Gene Ontology annotation, molecular function: prenyltransferase activity. NCBI's taxonomy places the organism in Eukaryota, Metazoa, Chordata, Actinopteri, Osteoglossiformes, Osteoglossidae. The coding region runs from base 239 to 1285 and encodes 348 amino acids. Gene Ontology annotation, cellular component: endoplasmic reticulum; Golgi membrane. The transcript is spliced from 3 exons. Gene Ontology annotation, biological process: vitamin K biosynthetic process; menaquinone biosynthetic process. The record is from RefSeq and is a predicted model, not a curated record.